Messenger RNA from Lachancea thermotolerans CBS 6340, 1293 nucleotides. It is a transcript of the gene FBP26, whose product is annotated as fructose-2,6-bisphosphatase. The record is from RefSeq and is a predicted model, not a curated record. Bases 1 to 1293 code for a protein of 430 amino acids. Gene Ontology annotation, molecular function: fructose-2,6-bisphosphate 2-phosphatase activity; ATP binding; 6-phosphofructo-2-kinase activity. Lineage: Eukaryota; Fungi; Ascomycota; Saccharomycetes; Saccharomycetales; Saccharomycetaceae. The transcript has a single exon. Gene Ontology annotation, biological process: fructose 2,6-bisphosphate metabolic process; fructose metabolic process. Gene Ontology annotation, cellular component: cytosol.
AUGGUGGGGCUGCCUGCGAGGGGUAAGUCUUUCAUCUCGCAAAAGAUAGUGCGUUAUCUUUCAUGGUUAUCCAUUAAGUCCAAGUGUUUCAAUGUCGGAAGCUACCGGCGGCAAGGAGCUCCGAGACCUAGCGCUGGGUUUUUCGAUGCAAGUAACAAAGAAGCGUACAGAAUCAGGGAACAAGCUGUCGCGCAAGCUGUUGAAGACAUGAUGAACUGGUUCUCUGACGAAGAGGGUGUUGUUGCAAUUUUGGAUGCUACAAACUCUACCAAGGAGAGGAGGAAGUGGAUUUUGAGGCUUUGUAGAGAGAACUCGAUCGAACCCAUGUUUUUAGAGAGCUGGUGUGAUGACAAGGAUCUAGUUUUGAGGAAUAUUGCCGAUGUGAAAACCUCGUCGCCGGAUUACAAAGGCAUCGAUCCUGAUGUGGCAACCGCAGAUUUCUUGGAAAGAAUUGCAAAUUACGAGCAGGUUUAUCAGCCACUGGAUACAACAGACGACCGUGAUCUCACAUUUGUGAGGAUGAUAAAUAUUGCCCAGCAAGUCAUUAUCAAUAAGGUUGAGACGUAUCUCGAAAGUAGAAUUGUGUUCUACGUUAUGAAUCUGCACAUAAAGCCCCGUUAUAUCUGGCUCUCAAGACAUGGUGAAUCCAUCUACAACAUUGAGAAGAAAAUCGGUGGAGACUCAUCUCUUUCGGAACGUGGUCUGAAGUACGCCAAAAAGCUGCCUGAGCUGGUUCGCGAAUCGGCCGGCGACAGAGACUUGACAGUGUGGACAUCGACACUAAUCAGAACUCAGGAAACAGCACAGCACUUGCCAUACAAACAAUUGCAAUGGAAGGCUCUUGAUGAGCUGGACGCGGGAGAAUGCGACGGAAUGACAUACGAAGAAAUUGAGGAGAAAUUUCCUGAGGACUUUAAGGCCCGCGAUGAAGACAAGUAUGAAUACAGGUACCGAGGGGGCGAAUCUUAUCGCGAUGUUGUCAUACGGUUAGAACCAAUCAUCAUGGAGCUUGAACGACAAGAGAAUAUUCUCAUCAUUACCCACCAGGCCGUUCUGAGGUGCAUCUACGCAUACUUCAUGAACGUUCCUCAAGAAGAAUCACCUUGGAUGUCGAUUCCGCUCCAUACUCUGAUAAGGCUUGAGCCUAGAGCAUAUGCAACCCAUGUUACCAAAAUAAAGGCUGAUAUUCCUGCGGUAAGCACGUAUAAAGGCAAAGGAACAAGCCGAGUGGGUGAGAGUGAGUCAGACAACGACAAGUCACUACACGUUCUCAGUAGUCUAAAUAGUAAGUAA